Cynara cardunculus var. scolymus (artichoke) is the source of this 1737-nucleotide messenger RNA. Its product is annotated as G-type lectin S-receptor-like serine/threonine-protein kinase At1g34300. Lineage: Eukaryota; Viridiplantae; Streptophyta; Magnoliopsida; Asterales; Asteraceae. Gene Ontology annotation, cellular component: plasma membrane. Bases 1 to 1737 code for a protein of 578 amino acids. The record is from RefSeq and is a predicted model, not a curated record. Gene Ontology annotation, molecular function: ATP binding; protein kinase activity. The transcript has 8 exons. Gene Ontology annotation, biological process: protein phosphorylation.
AUGUUUACAGAAGAAGAGAGGGAUUGUAGAAAGAUCUUGAUUGUUGUUUUGGAUGGACYGAAGGUUUUGCGGGAGGCGGGUGGUGUUUYGCCGCUGCGUUAUGCACUYCUGCAGGUGGUGAAGCCGGAGGAUCAGGUGGUGGUUCUUGUCAUCUUUAAUUCGGGCGAUAUGAUUCAGUCGCCCGUUGUUUCGAGUUGUUGUAUCGGAAGUAGUAGCGAAUGCCGGAAUGAUGAACCAGCUGAAAAAGAAAGAUACAUUAGAAUUCUUAGAGAGGAGAUCAGUCAAGGAACUGAAGCAUAUAUGWGGAUCUUCAGACCAUUCUAUAAAGAAUGCAAAAGCAUUGGAGUCAAGUUCACGGUGAAGAUUAUCGCUGGAUCAACGCUAGACGCGAUUGUUAUGGAAGAAAGAAACAAUUCAGGAGCAACUUCGGUUGUUAUAGGAAGGGGUUUUGCAAUGGAAAAUAGACUAUGGAUAUCUCAAAAAAGAUGGAAAUUAUCGUCACAGAACGAGGAUGAAGAAGUUCUUCUCUACACCUGCAAGCCUCCAGGCGAUGUUUCGGAAUCUUCAGGAGUCGAAAACGCAGUUUUUCAGACCCAAAAAGUUUCAAGAUUCAAGAAGAAAACAUCAUCUUAUAACGAUGAAAAACCCAUAUGCUGCACCCUACCAAAUUUUGAAGGCAUAUACCAACCUUCUUCUAGCUCUUCCAGCAUUGCAAGUACAAGCGAAUCAUCAGGAGAAACAGACUCUUUCGGAAUGUUUAAGAACCCGAACAAAAACGCAACUCGAUUCCUAGAAAACAACAUGAUAUCAUCAGCAUCCAUAGGGUUCCCAGUGGAGCUAAGUUGGGAAGUUAUCACGGAGAUCACAGACCAGUUUAGUAGCGUAAUUCAUCUCGAUUCGAAUGAAGCUUUUCAAAUGUAUAGCGGGUAUCUCGGCAAUCGAUCUUCAGCGAUUUUCGUGAAGAGAUACAUUGGUGUUGGAUCUAAUUACGUUCUUAAAGCUGAAAAGAAGGCAGCUUUGACUAUGUGCCAUAAGAACAUUGUUGGGUUGGUUGGUUUCCACCAGAAUGAGACUGCAAUGGCUUUGGUGUUUCCUUAUGCUUCCAGAGGAUUCUGGACAAAAGAGUUGGAAGUUCCAUUUCCGGGUAAAAUGAACAUAGCGAUUGGAAUAGCUCAAGGUUUACGUUAUAUGCACGAACAGUGUCCUCGAGGACCUGUCGUUCAUGGCGAUUUACGACCAUGCAACAUUCUCUUGGGUCACAACUUACAACCUCAGAUCACAGGCUUUGGCCAUGCCAAAUGGCUAGAAUUUGAGGAAUCAUCUCCUACCUCCAGUAACAGUUGUGGGCACAAGCAUCCUUCGGAUCCAAAGUCAUUGGCAUUAAUGAAAUCGGACAUUCUCGCAUUCGGGUUAUUGCUGUUAAGGCUGUUUUGCAACAGAUCUGCUCCAAGAGAUGAUAAAAGUUUGAUUACAUGGGCAAGGCCUUUACUAGAACAAGGAGCAUAUCAUGUAUUAUAUGACGAGUCGGAAUAUGAUUUUCAUGGGUUAUUUGUGGUAACAUCUGCUGCUGCUCGAUGCAUCAGCAUCAGACCGAAAUCAAGGCCAUGUAUAAGCAAGGUUCUUUCGUUACUGAAGGGAGAGAUGUCGUGUGCCAAGCAAACAUUUCCAUCGACCGAGAGCAGCCCAAGCAUGGCGUUAACUCCGUUGGCUCUACGACAUAAGUCCAUUGAUGUAUAG